This is a messenger RNA of Odobenus rosmarus divergens (Pacific walrus), 810 nucleotides long. RefSeq names its product histo-blood group ABO system transferase 1-like. NCBI's taxonomy places the organism in Eukaryota, Metazoa, Chordata, Mammalia, Carnivora, Odobenidae. The record is from RefSeq and is a predicted model, not a curated record. The transcript has a single exon. Gene Ontology annotation, molecular function: glycoprotein-fucosylgalactoside alpha-N-acetylgalactosaminyltransferase activity. Bases 1 to 810 code for a protein of 269 amino acids. Gene Ontology annotation, biological process: carbohydrate metabolic process. Gene Ontology annotation, cellular component: vesicle; membrane; Golgi apparatus.
AUGUCCUCAAGGCGUGGCUAUGGUAUUCUAAACUGGUUUUGCCCAAGUCUGUUUUUCUGCUGCUGUUGGAUUCUGUUUAACGCCCAUCCUCCCUUUUCUGGGGUGCUUGUUGUUGGCCUUAGAUACAUGGUCUUCCUGGAGCUGUUCCUGCAGACGGCUGAGAAGCACUUCAUGGUGGGACACAGGGUCACCUACUAUGUCUUCACCGACCGGCCCGCCGAUGUGCCCAGGGUGCCCCUCGCUGAAGGGAGGCAGCUGGUAGUCCUGGAGGUCCGAAAGUAUGCGCGCUGGCAGGAUGUGUCCAUGCACCGCAUGGAGAUGAUUAGCAACUUCUCGCGGCAGCGCUUCCUCCGCGAGGUGGACUACCUGGUGUGUGUGGACGUGGACAUGAAGUUCAGCGACCACAUGGGUGUGGAGAUCCUGUCCCCCCUGUUCGGCACCCUGCACCCCAGUUUCUACAGGGCGGCCCAUGAGGACUUCACCUACGAGCGUCGUCCGCGGUCCCAGGCCUACAUUCUGAGAGAAGAGGGUGACUUUUACUACGUAGGAGGCUUUUUUGGGGGUUCGGUGGUCGAGGUUCUCCAGCUGACCACGGUCUGUCACCAGGCGAUGGUGGUCGACCGGGCCAACGCGAUCGAGGCCGUGUGCCAUGACGAGAGCCACCUGAACAGGUACCUUCUCUACCACAAGCCCACCAAGGUGCUCUCCCCGGAGUACCUGUGGGAUGAACGGAUGCUGCAGAGGCCUCCUUUCCUCAGGAAACUGCGCUACGUGGCGGUGCCCAAGAAUCAUACAGAAAUCCGGAACUGA